This is a messenger RNA of Acanthochromis polyacanthus (spiny chromis), 7171 nucleotides long. RefSeq names its product adhesion G protein-coupled receptor L2a (gene adgrl2a). NCBI's taxonomy places the organism in Eukaryota, Metazoa, Chordata, Actinopteri, Pomacentridae. The transcript has 27 exons. Gene Ontology annotation, cellular component: membrane; neuron projection. Gene Ontology annotation, biological process: adenylate cyclase-activating G protein-coupled receptor signaling pathway; brain development; cell surface receptor signaling pathway. The coding region runs from base 1147 to 5796 and encodes 1549 amino acids. Gene Ontology annotation, molecular function: G protein-coupled receptor activity; carbohydrate binding. The record is from RefSeq and is a predicted model, not a curated record.
UGACCAGCAGCAGCGGCAGCAGCUUGACCAGAGCUGCUGAGGCCACUGUUCAGUCCUGAGGGGCCGCUUGGAGAGAGGGGGGAAAGAGUGGCCCUGUACUUCCAUGUUGCUUUUGAUGCCUGCUAGUAUUACAGUAGAAUGAGUCCUCUGUCAUUGGCUGAAUAGGCUGGACUGCCUACCGUGACAGAGUGUGGGCCUCUCACCCAAAAGGAAGCCAGUGUUCCACCUCUGAGCAGAAAAAGGGGCCAAAAUGAAGGGAAUAUAUUGAUAACCUCCUUCUUUUCUCUGUGAUGCCGGUGACUCUUCCCUUUAUGUGAGAAGAAAAAGCCGAGCCGAGUCCUACCGGGGUCCUGAUAACAACUUGAUGUGAUUAGUGUGCUGCGCUCCGAGCCACCGUGGAUGUGGAGUCCAUGUCGGGUUUUGGCGCAGCCCUGCGCUCAGACGGCUCCCGCAGACGGCAGCCUGCUCUCCUCUGCACUGGCGCUGUUUACUGGAAGCCGCUCCGCGCUGCUUCCACCAAGUGUCUGAACGCUGUGAGCGGGAUCUUUUCCAGAGGCGAGCCGCUCAAACUUGCCCAGUCUCAGCAGAGUCAGUGAGCGGAUCCGGGAGCGCAGCGUCGGCGGUUCCUGAGCUGCCCUUCAGCAGACACCGAGCAGCUCCACUCCGGUCUCCUCUGUCCCUCACUCACUCUGACGGCUCUUUUUUUCUUUUUCUUUUUUCUUUUUGUUUGGUCCCCGAGCUUUCUCCCUCUCUUGUCCUGGAGUGAAGAGCCGCAGAGUGGAUGCGCCGCCGCUGACUUGGAGCUGAGCGCAGAGCAACACCUCGGUGCCAUGGAAGUGCGCGCCCGGUGCGGGGGAAUGUACGGGCUGAGGGGGGGACCCGCCGCCUGGUAGCCAGCCUCCGGUCCCGCAUCAGGGGAGCAUGAACCAGCCGCUGCUCUCAGACUGUCCUUCCGCUAUCUGACAUUUUUACUCUUCACAUUUCCUCCCCUGACUUCAUUUUAGCGCCGCUUGUCUUCGCUGCUUUUCCAGAAAGGUGAGAGGAUCAAUGAUGAGCAUCUCUGAGACCAAUUGGUUUGGACUUUUCUAAUCAGAACCCGUUAAUCACGACUCAACACUCGACCACAAACCACCACCGCCAGGCGCCAUGGCAUGCUCCCUGUGGAAACUACAAACCUUCUGCUGGUUCCUCAUCACUCUGGCCCAGGUCCACUCCACAGAGGGCUUCAGCCGAGCCGCCCUGCCAUUUGGCUUAGUACGGAGAGAGCUGUCCUGCGAGGGCUACCCCAUCGAUCUGCGCUGUCCGGGAAGUGAUGUCAUCAUGAUCGAAAGUGCCAACUACGGCCGGACGGACGACAAAAUCUGCGACGCCGACCCCUUCCAGAUGGAGAACAUCAACUGCUAUCUUCCAGACGCCUACAAGAUCAUGUCACAAAGGUGCAACAAUCGGACCCAGUGCAUCGUGAUCACGGGUUCGGACGUCUUCCCCGACCCCUGCCCAGGAACCUACAAGUACCUGGAGGUCCAGUAUGAGUGUGUGCCCUACAGUCCAUGCCCAACCAGAAUAGGACCAAGAACACAGAAUGUUUCCUAUCGCAACUGCCCCGAAGUGGAGCAAAAAGUUUUUCUUUGUCCUGGGACUCUGAAAGCUGUCGGUGAUCCUUCCUUUCUAUUUGAAGCGGAGCAACAAGCCGGCGCCUGGUGCAAAGACCCGCUGCAAGCCGGCGACAAAAUCUACUUCAUGCCCUGGACUCCUUACAGGACAGACACCCUCAUAGAGUACUCCUCCCUGGACGACUUCCAGAACGCCCGGCAGACCAUCACCUACAAGCUGCCUCACCGGGUGGACGGGACUGGAUUUGUGGUGUACGACGGCGCCGUGUUUUUCAACAAGGAGCGCACCCGCAACAUCGUCAAGUUCGACCUGCGGACUCGAAUCAAAAGCGGCGAGGCGAUCAUCAACAACGCCAACUACCACGACACGUCGCCCUACAAGUGGGGAGGCAAGACGGACAUCGACCUGGCGGUGGACGAGAACGGCCUGUGGGUGAUCUACGCCACGGAGCAGAACAACGGCAUGAUGGUGAUCAGCCAGCUGAACCCGUACACGCUGCGCUUCGAGGCGACCUGGGACACGGCCUACGACAAGCGCUCGGCCUCCAACGCCUUCAUGAUUUGCGGAGUACUGUACGUGGUGCGCUCCACCUACGAGGACAACGAAAGCGAGGUCAGCAAGAGCCUGAUCGAUUACAUUUACAAUACCAAACAGAACCGUGGGGAAUACGUUGACAUCCACUUUCCCAACCAGUACCAGUACAUCGCGGCUGUGGAUUACAAUCCGCGAGACAACCAGCUGUAUGUGUGGAAUAACUUUUACAUCCUGCGGUACAAUCUGGAGUUCGGCCCGCCGGAUCCAGCGCAUGCUCCGCCCCUGUCAGAAGUCACCACGUCCCCCCAGCCGCCCAGAACCACCACCACCACCACCACCACCACGGCACACUGGGGCGUGGCCAACACCACCACCACCACCGGGUUCAGGGAAGGCAGCAGGGGAGCGCCCAAACCGCCGCCUGUAGUCCCGCAGACUACCUCCCCUCCGCCCCUGGAGUCCUUCCCUUUGCCUGAGCGCUUCUGCAAGACCACCGAGAAAAGAGACAUAACGUGGCCUCAGACCCAGAGGGGCAUGCUGGUGGAGCGGCCCUGUCCGAAGGGAACCCGAGGCACGGCGUCUUAUUUAUGUGUCCUUUCCACCGGGGACUGGCACCCAAAGGGCCCCGAUCUCAGCAACUGCACCUCCCACUGGGUGAACCAAGUCGCCCAGAAGAUCCGCAGCGGUGAAAAUGCAGCUAACUUGGCCAACGAGUUAGCCAAGCACACCAAAGGGCCCAUCUUCGCCGGGGACGUCAGCUCCUCGGUGCGCCUGAUGGAGCAGCUGGUGGACAUCCUGGACGCUCAGCUGCAGGAGCUGCGGCCCAGCGAGAAGGAUUCUGCAGGACGGAGCUUCAACAAGCUUCAAAAGCGAGAGAGGACUUGCAGGGCGUACAUGAAGGCCAUCGUGGACACUGUGGACAACCUGCUGCGACCGGAGGCCCUGAAGUCGUGGCAGGACAUGAACAGCACGGAGCAAACCCACGCCGCCACCAUGCUGCUGGACACUCUGGAGGAAGGAGCCUUCGUCCUCGCCGACAACCUCAUGGAGCCCGCCAUCGUCAAAGUUCCCGCCGACAACAUAAUCCUGGAUGUGUACGUCCUCAGCACCGACGGUCAGGUCCAGGAUUUUAAAUUCCCACAGUCCAGCAAAGGCGGCGUCUCCAUCCAGCUCUCAGCCAACACCGUGAAGCUCAACAGCCGGAAUGGAGUUGCCAAGCUGGUCUUUGUUCUCUACAAAAACCUGAGCCAGUUCCUCGGCACGGAAAACGCCACCAUCAAGAUGGCGAACGAGGCCUACAGCCGCAACGUGUCGGUGGCCGUCAACUCGGACAUCAUCGCCGCCUCAAUCAACAAGGAGUCCAGCCGCGUGUUCAUCAACGACCCGGUGAUUUUCACCCUGGAGCACAUCGACAUGGAGCACUACUUCAACUCCAAUUGCUCCUUCUGGAAUUACUCUGAGAGGAGCAUGAUGGGCUACUGGUCCACCCAAGGCUGCAAACUCCUGGACUCCAAUAAGACGCACACCACCUGCUCCUGCAGCCACCUCACCAACUUCGCCAUCCUCAUGGCGCAUCGGGAAAUCUCGGUCAACGGUGAAGUGCACGAGCUGCUGCUGACCGUCAUCACUCGCGUCGGCAUCGUGGUUUCCCUCGUCUGCCUCACCAUCAGCAUCUUCACCUUCUGCUUCUUCAGGGGCCUGCAGAGCGAUCGCAACACCAUCCACAAGAACCUGUGCAUUAAUCUCUUCAUCGCAGAGUUAAUAUUCCUAAUUGGUAUCGAUAUGACGGAGCCCAGGAUUGGAUGCGCCAUCAUCGCGGGGAUCCUCCACUUCUUCUUCCUGGCCUCCUUCUCCUGGAUGUGUCUGGAGGGCGUCCAGCUGUACCUCAUGCUGGUGGAGGUCUUUGAGAGCGAAUACUCCCGGAAGAAGUACUACUACGUGUCCGGGUACCUCUUCCCGGCAAUCGUGGUCGGCGUCUCGGCAGCGAUCGACUACAGGAGCUACGGGACCAAGAAAGCGUGCUGGCUGAGUGUGGAUAAUCAUUUCAUAUGGAGUUUUAUAGGACCUGUCACCUUUAUCAUCAUGCUCAAUCUCAUCUUCCUGGUGAUCACAAUGUACAAAAUGGUGAAGCACUCCACCACCCUGAAACCAGACUCCAGCCGACUGGAGAAUAUAAAUAAUUAUCGCGUUUGUGACGGAUACUAUAAUACCGAUUUGCCCGGCUAUGAAGAUAAUAAACGGUUUAUCAAGUCCUGGACCAUGGGGGCUUUCGCUCUGCUGUGCCUGCUGGGCCUCACGUGGUCCUUCGGCCUCUUCUUCAUCAGCGAGGCCUCCAUCGUCAUGGCGUACCUCUUCACCAUAUUCAACACCUUCCAAGGAAUGUUUAUCUUCAUCUUCCACUGCCUUCUCCAGAAAAAAGUCCGCAAAGAGUACAGCAAGUGCUUCCGACACACGUACUGCUGCGGAGGGCUGCCGACCGAGAGCUCGCACGGUUCCGCAAAGACGUCCACGGCACGGACCAGCGCUCGCUAUUCCUCCGGUACACAGAGUCGUAUCAGGAGAAUGUGGAAUGACACCGUAAGAAAGCAAUCUGAGUCCUCCUUUAUCUCAGGUGACAUCAACAGCACCUCCACCCUUAACCAAGGAAUGACCGGGAACUAUCUACUAACAAACCCUCUGCUGCGACCACAAGGCACUAACAACCCUUAUAACACCUUGCUGGCUGAGACAGUCGUAUGUAAUACCCCCACGGCUCCAGUGUUUAACUCGCCAGUGACCUACAGAGAGACAAGGCACUCACUGAACAAUGCGGUGAGGGAUACAAGUGCAAUGGAUACUCUACCGCUAAAUGGUAACUUUAAUAAUAGCUACUCGCUCCGCAACGGGGACUUUGGCGACAGUGUGCAGGUAGUGGACUGCGGCCUCAGCCUGGACGAUGCUGCCUUCGAGAAAAUGAUCAUCUCCGAGCUAGUACACAACAACCUGCGUGCCUGUAACAAAAGCCACCAACAGCAACAGCAGCAGCACCACAGUUUACACCACCCGCCCCACCACCAGCAGCCGCCGCCGCCGCAGUACCACCAUCACCACCACACGGAGCGGGCUCCUCCCAAGGUGACGGUGGUCGGCGGCAGCAGCAGCGAAGACGACGCCAUCGUAGCAGACGCUUCGUCUUUGGUCCACGUGGGCGACGCGGUGGGCCUCGAGCUGCACCAUCAGCAGGAGCUGGAGGCGCCGCUCAUCCCCCAGCGGACUCACUCGCUCCUGUACGCGCCCCAGAAGAAGGUGAGGACCGAUGGGGGAGUGGAAACCCUCGUCAGUCAGCUGACGCCCACCGACCCCGAUGAAAGUCUGCAGUCCCCCAACAGAGACUCCUUGUACACUAGCAUGCCCAAUCUGAGAGACUCUCCGUUCCCCGAGAGCAGCCCGGACGUUGUGGAGGACCUGAGUCCGUCAAAGAGGAGCGAGAACGAGGACGUUUACUACAAGAGCAUGCCCAACUUAGGGGCCGGCCACCAGCUCCAGGCCUACUACCAGAUAGGCCGGGGGAGCAGCAGCGACGGCUACAUCAUCCCCAUCACUAAAGAGGGCUGCAUCCCAGAGGGCGACGUACGAGAAGGACAGAUGCAGUUAGUGACAAGCCUUUAAAUGUAUUUAAAUCAUCCCAGACCUGCUGGAGGACGCCAGCGAGGGGAAGGGAAGCGUUUGUAUUAUUUUGAAGGGAGCCUCGUCGCCCCGUCAUGUACACCCCCUCCCUCCUCCAUCUGCAUCGUCAUCUCCUCCCCCCUCCACAAACAUGCCACUCUUCCUCCCUCCCUCCCCCGCAGGCCGAUAGACUCGGAGCACGGCGACGGCGGUGCAAAGUUUUAAGGAGACUGUACAUAAAAAUGCAGAGUCAGAUUUCAAUUUUAAGAGACAAGCCAACUAUGUAUUUAAAUGUGCUGCUGCUGUUGAAUAAUUGAGAAAAUUUUAAGGUACGAAAAUGGAAAAAAAAAGGCAAAAAAAUCCAAAAAACGAAUUAAAAAAACCAAAAAAAAAAAAACAUUACUGGCUCCAUCCAAUCAGCAAUUUUCCCCGUCAAAAGGUUGUACAUACACUCCCCAACAUCCUAGCUGAAGCCUGUUUUUUUAAUCGUGAACAAAUCGACACGCGCCGACCAGGACACGGACACGUUUGUAACACGUUCCUGAUCAGACUGUUAGAGAAGGAAUACGAGGUCCUGGUCGGCCUCCACCACCAUGAAGUCUGGAUUGUAUGACCACUAGCAAUCAAACCCUGGCCUUAUAUUUUCUCAACUGUACCUUGAACCUGUCGUCAAGGCAAAUGGCUAAAAUAUAUAUUUUGUUGUAUUGCUAGUGUAAAAUAAGAAUUCAUGGGAAACCAUAAAUAUGAAGAAAAACCUUUUAAUUGCAAAAUUUAACGUUUGAGAGACUAUUGUGUAGAAGUUGCACAUAUGUUAUGCGGUGUGUUUAUGGUUCCGACACUUCAUUCAUGGUAGUACGGCUUAGAAAAAGAAAGACGGAGUCAAAGAAUUACAAAGAUGCAUUAUCACAUUCUCCACUUGUGAACAGUGUUUUGGUUUUUUCCGUUUGAGUUUCAUCGAUAUCGCCCAUCGAGUUUAUUUGCCAAAGUGGCAUUACUUUAGUAGAACGGGAAUGCAACACCCCAGUUAAGGUGAUUUUAUGCAUUGCACAUUUUUUUUGUGUAAUUCCGAUUGAUCUAGAUCUUUUUAGAGCGAUGGGCAAAACGAAGCGAAACCGACUUUUGACAACAAAGUUUCUAUCAUAAAUGUAGUUCUUCCGCUUGGGUUUGGAUAUUUUAUUUAUUAAAUCUUUCCAAAAAAAAAAGAAAAGAAGAUAAAUGGGAAAUGUGUGGGUGUUUUCCAGCACUGGUAUACAUGCUGUACUGUAGCUCAUGUUUUCUAUGUAAACAUGUUAUCAAGGGGCUCAUCACUUAAGACUGAUGUAAAGUUCAACACUUGUUUAACGAAUACAAUAAAUGUGAGAUUUUUUGUCAAAUGCCA